Molecule: messenger RNA, 1960 nt
Organism: Abrus precatorius (Indian licorice)
Lineage: Eukaryota; Viridiplantae; Streptophyta; Magnoliopsida; Fabales; Fabaceae
Product: delta(8)-fatty-acid desaturase 2-like
Exons: 1
Coding region: 342-1685 (447 amino acids)
Biological process (GO): lipid metabolic process
Cellular component (GO): membrane
Molecular function (GO): oxidoreductase activity, acting on paired donors, with oxidation of a pair of donors resulting in the reduction of molecular oxygen to two molecules of water
Source: RefSeq, a predicted model, not a curated record
AACGCAAGUUGUGGCACCUUAAAAGAUUCAAACUCGCUCAGAACGAUAACAAAGUUCAACAACAACUUAGGUAACAGAGAGAGAGAGAGAGAGAGAGAGAGAGAGAGAGAGAGAGAGAGAGAAGCUAAAAGGGUUUUAGAUCCCUGAACCAGAUCAAAUCGAAAUCCCUUUCAUGGGGUUGUUUUCGUAACCCCAUUGCAGUUAAAGGGGAUUCCUUGAUUAAAAUUUUUGUUGCAUUGCAGAAUCGGAUACCAACCCAUCAUUAUAUUCAUCUUCGUCUUAUUAUUCUUAUUCUCAUUGUGUUUGUUUGAUUUGUGUUUUUGUUGGCACAAGAGAGAACAAUGGAGGGUGAGAAGAAGUACAUCACCUCUGCGGAGCUGAAAGAGCACAACAAAGAGGGAGAUUUGUGGAUCUCAAUUCAAGGGAAGGUUUACAAUGUCACAGAUUGGGUCAAGGAGCAUCCUGGUGGUGAUGUUCCACUAUUGAACCUUGCUGGUCAAGAUGUCACAGAUGCAUUCAUAGCCUACCAUCCUGGCACAGCGUGGAAAUUUCUUGACAAGUUUUUCACUGGGUAUUACCUACGAGAUUUCAAGGUUUCUGAGGUUUCCAGGGAUUACAGAAAGCUUGCAUCUGAGUUCUCAAAACUGGGUCUUUUUGACAAGAAGGAGCAUGUUACCUCUUGCACACUUGCAUCUGUUGCUGUCAUGUUCCUUGUUGUUCUUUAUGGGGUUUUGAGAUGCAGCAGCGUGUGGGCUCAUUUGGGUUCUGCUAUGUUGUUGGGUUUGCUCUGGAUGCAAAGUGCUUAUGUGGGCCAUGAUUCUGGCCACUAUGUGGUCAUGACAAGUCAUGGUUUCAACAAGUUUGCACAGAUCCUUACUGGGAAUUGCUUGACUGGGAUAAGCAUGGCUUGGUGGAAGUGGACUCACAAUGCUCAUCACAUUGCCUGCAAUAGCCUUGACCAUGACCCUGAUCUGCAGCACAUGCCAGUCUUUGCCGUGUCUUCACGUUUCUUCAACUCAAUCACAUCUAGGUUCUAUGGAAGGGAAUUAAAGUUUGAUUCUUUUGCCAGGUUCUUCAUCAGUUACCAGCACUGGACUUUUUAUCCAGUUAUGUGCGUUGCAAGGGUCAACUUGUAUGUGCAAACACUUCUGCUUUUGUUUUCUAAGCGUAAAGUCCAAGAUAGAGCUUUGAACAUAGUGGGAAUCCUUGUGUUUUGGACUUGGUUCCCUCUUCUUGUUUCUUACCUCCCAAAUCUGCCAGAGAAGGUUAUGUUUGUGUUAGCUAGCUUUGCUGUUUGUUCCAUUCAACAUAUUCAGUUCUGUUUGAAUCACUUUGCUGCAAAUGUUUAUGUUGGGCCACCAAGUGGCAAUGACUGGUUUGAGAAGCAGACAAGUGGGACAUUGGAUAUCUCUUGCUCCUCUUGGAUGGAUUGGUUCUUUGGGGGGUUGCAGUUUCAGCUUGAGCAUCAUUUGUUUCCAAGGCUACCUAGGUGCCAAUUGAGGAAGAUUUCCCCUUUGGUUAGAGACCUAUGCAAGAAGCAUAAUUUGCCUUAUAGAAGCUUGUCAUUUUGGGAGGCCAAUCAAUGGACAAUUAGGACCCUUAGGAGUGCUGCUUUGCAGGCCAGGGACCUAACUAACCCUGUGCCCAAGAAUUUGUUGUGGGAAGCUGUUCAUACUCAUGGCUGAGACAUUUAAUUUUGGAUUUUAGGAUACUGUUAAGGUCUUAUUUUGUUCUUGAAAAAAAAAAUUAUCACUUUGUAAGCCCCUACAUUUCCAAGUUGGGGCAUUGAAUUUAACUUUUUGCUUAGGUGUGGUGUAGAAAUUAUGAUUCAGAUAUUACAGUUCAUUUGCUUUGCAUCGAUACAAAGUUCAUAUCCUUAUAUGCCUUUUCACUUCUUUUUCUUACAUUGGCAUUGGUUGUUUGCUUCUGAAAUUUAUACCAUUCCAUCAAAUCUUGUAUG